Aphanomyces invadans is the source of this 1697-nucleotide messenger RNA. RefSeq lists its product as hypothetical. Gene Ontology annotation, cellular component: nucleus; cytoplasm. Lineage: Eukaryota; Oomycota; Saprolegniomycetes; Saprolegniales; Verrucalvaceae. The transcript has 2 exons. The record is from RefSeq and is a predicted model, not a curated record. Gene Ontology annotation, molecular function: DNA binding; FAD binding. Gene Ontology annotation, biological process: circadian regulation of gene expression; entrainment of circadian clock by photoperiod. Bases 454 to 1617 code for a protein of 387 amino acids.
CGCGACGACGUCAGAAUUCCAAUAUUCACGGGGCAACUGCGAUGAGAGAAGGUGGGGUGGCGCUUCACUGGUUCCGGAAAGGACUUCGCCUCCACGACAACCCGGCAUUGCACGCAGCUGUCAGUGCCGGGGCCAAACAGUUGUUCCCAGUGUAUGCCCUAGAACCAGCGAUUGACAGGCGAGAUAUCGGGAUCAAUCGAUACACGCAUCUCCUCGAAACCCUCGUUGACCUUGAUGCAAACCUCCGUCACCACAAGUCGCGGCUUUAUGUCUUGAAAGGUGACGAUACCGUUGACCAGCUUGAACAAGCGUGUAAGCGAUGGAACGUCAGCCUGAUUACGUUUGAAUUCGAUUCCGAGCCUGCGUCAAUGACACUCGCGGCGCGAGUGACCGAGAUGGCGCGCGUAGGGCUGUUUUAUAUUUUUCUAUGCACCUGAAAAGGAUGAACAGACGAUGGACAUCCAAGUCGUGACAACGUGCGGGCACACUCUCCAUCAUCCGGACGAGUAUAUUGCAGCAAGUGCCAAGCUUCGUCUUCCAUUCCACACGUACAGCGCCUUUUGCACUCUCUUUCGAGCGAUGGGACCGGUACGAUCGCCUCUGCCGGUGCCAGAACUGCCUGCCACAGAUUCCAAACUGGACUACGAUGAAUUUGGCGUACCAACUCUGCAGGAGUUGACCUAUCCACCAAGAAAAGCGCCGCUGGUCUAUCCGGGUGGAGAGACCCACGCAUUAAAGCGAUUGGACGAGCAAGUCACGCAGCGAGCUAAGUGGGUGGAGCAGUUUGAAAAGCCCAAGACAAGUCCAAAUGCACUCUCUCCAGCAACUACAGUGCUCUCACCGUACUUGAGCCACGGAUCCCUCUCGUGUACCCUGCUCUUCCAUCGCCUCGAAGCUAUCACAGCGGCAGCAACAACACCAACGUUGCCGCCGGUGUCCCUUACAGGGCAAAUCUUGUGGCGCGAGUUCUUUUACCUCCAAGGAGCCACGAUUCCGCACUUCGACACGAUGGAACACAACCCAGUGAUCCGCCAAAUUCCGUGGGAUCGAAAUGCGUCCAUCAUAUCCAAGUGGCAGCACGGUCAGACCGGAUUCCCCUUCAUCGAUGCCGUCAUGCGCCAACUCAAGGCGGAAGGAUGGAUCCAUCACUUGGCUCGGCACGCCGUCGCAUGCUUUUUAACCAGGGGCGACCUCUGGCAGCACUGGGAAGAAGGCGCCAAAGUCUUUGAGCUGUACUUACUCGACUUUGACUGGGCUUUGAACAACGGCAACUGGCAGUGGCUGUCGUGCUCACAUUUCUUUUUCCAAUACUUCAAGUGCUACUCCCCAGUGGCGUUUGGCAAGAAGACCGACCCGAAAGGCCUGUACAUCAAGCGAUGGGUGCCCGAAUUGCGUCAUUUCCCUGACAAGUUCAUUUACGAGCCGUGGAAAGCGCCCAAAGAGGUCCAGCUGAUGUGCCAGUGCAGGAUAGGCACGGAUUACCCAGCCCCGAUCGUAGACCAUGCACUUGUUUCCAAACAAAACAUGGACAAAAUCAAGGCUGCGUACGCCAAACAAGCAGCCCAAACAUCUCUCGUGUCCCCGAGGUUGAAAAAACGAAAACCCGACAUGUUGUGAGGGGCGCAGCUGACGCUCCUUUACGAUGAACUCAACUAGAGCUUUAUUGUGAUUCUUGCCCUCCAUCACGAGUGCUCACG